AGAAACCGCCCCCUCCCACUUGAGCGCCGCUCGCUUCUGAUCCAUUUCGUGAAUAUCAAAUACACACGACGCCUCCAUGUUGGAAAGAGUAUAGAGGGGGAUACAAUUAUUUUGAAAAUGAGAGUUCAAGUAACGGGAUUAUCGGAACUCUCCCAUUUUCGUAUUGAAACUUGACCGAGGCGAGCUUUUUCGUCGUUUCAUCAUUGUUUCAGUCAACGUCAAUUUUUUUAUGUUGAAUUGAACACUGAUCAGUUCAAGGCUAGCUCUAGUUGCUAGCCAGACGUUAGCAACGUUUUCUUAUUUUUAUUGAAGGUAAAUUUUUAGUUCAACGUUGGGAGUUUGUUUUGCCCAUGCUGUUCUUGAAUGUUGCUUGCUAAAUUGGAUAUUCCCAGCGAUUGACAAGUGGUGGUAUUUUGCCUUUAAACCACUAGCUAGUUACAUGUAGCCCCUCCUGUGUCCCGUCUCAGUCCAUUUGGCCAUCGUUACACUAGCUAGCUAGUUUAGGGCCCGGCUGCCAUUUCAACACAGCUAGCAAGGCAGCUACGGUAGCUAACGUCUAGGCUAACGUUAACCAUUGUGGACUAGGACUAGCUGGACAUUCUGUUUGUAGAAAACAAGCAAGUAAAUAAACAUUCAAACGAACCAAAAAGGAAUAACCAUCCGUCGCAAUGGACCACACGUCUAUAAUAACCCAGGUUUCCAACCCAAAGGAGGAGGAGAUUAUCUCAUUUAAUCAGGAAAAAGUCUCCCAGUCCAACAGCAGUUUGAAGAAGCAGAGGAGUCCAGGCGUUUUCAGUACGUUCUUCUGUUGCUUUAGGAACUACAAUGUGGAGCCUCCUGCCUCCAACAACACAAUCACCUCCCUGUCUCCAGCCCCAGAGGAGAACGGGACACAACCAAAGUUUGACCAGGUCGAGGUUAUUCCUAUCCCUAGUCCUCCAGCCAAAUUCCUCCUACCAGAGAUGAACAUAUCAGACUAUGGGAAGAAGUGUGUAGUGAUCGACUUGGAUGAGACAUUGGUACACAGCUCAUUCAAGCCCAUUAGCAAUGCUGACUUCAUAGUCCCAGUGGAGAUAGAUGGCACAGUUCAUCAGGUGUACGUGCUGAAGAGACCUCAUGUGGAUGAGUUCCUGCAGAAGAUGGGAGAGCUGUUUGAAUGUGUUCUCUUCACGGCUAGUCUCGCAAAGUAUGCUGACCCCGUGGCGGAUCUUCUGGACCAGUGGGGUGUGUUCCGAGCCCGUCUGUUCCGGGAGUCAUGUGUGUUUCACCGGGGGAACUAUGUUAAGGACCUGAGCAGGCUGGGUAGAGAGCUCAGUAACGUCAUCAUACUGGACAACUCUCCUGCCUCCUACAUCUUCCACCCCGAGAACGCUGUGCCGGUCCAGUCGUGGUUUGAUGAUCUGAGCGACACAGAGCUACAGGACCUGCUGCCCUUCUUCGAGGGCCUGAGCAGAGAGGAAGAGGUGUAUGGUGUGUUGCAGAACCUCCGGGGCAGGUAGCGCCAGGGUAACACCACCUUCCUCCUUUCUCUCCCUCCCUCUCUCUCGCUCUCUCUCACUCUGCCUCUUUAACGACACACCAUCGCUCAGGCUUAGACAGAUUUCCCGGCCUCCGGCCCCCUAGGGCCAACCUGGAGUCACACUGUGGAUUGUAGUGGGCAACCCAACACCAGACACCCCAAACAAUACACCUCUCUCCGCUAUGGUAUCCUCUCCUAGAGGCUGGGGGCUCACUGUAGUCAGAGUGGAGAAUACUCCAACUCCCAUGGAGCACAGUGGCGGAACCAGGAAGCUCGACUGUGACAUCAUCGGUUAGAAGAUGUGUAUGGAGCGACAGAAUGCGUUUUUGAUUUGAGGGACGCACAGGAAGGAACUCUAGUCUUGUGUUAUGACACCGACUAACAGGCAGAGUUGUUACUUUUAACCAAAAAUCUAUAUUUUGUGUGGAAAUGUUUUUUGUUGUGAAGAUAACCGAUAAAUUCAGUCUGAGUAUUAGGUCCUCGUAUUGUUGCUAUACAUCAGGCAGUGUCUGGUAGUUUGAAAGGACUGUGAUUUAAUGUUUUUCCUUUUCUUACCGAAUGAAGUGCCUUGUUUGAAUGUGGUUAUGAGGAGAUAUUUUGUACAUGGCAUAUUUGCAGAAUACUUCUUCAGUCUUUUUAUUGAAUUCUGUCUAUACUUUAAAAUGGAGACUGCUAUGAUUCUUUAUAACAAAGCACUGUUGUUAUUUUAGCAGGUUGUCAUACCUUGUAUUGGUUACACGUUAUAUUCUCUUCUUUUUGACACCAUAUAAGUGUUUUAUUUUAUCUUUCUCUUGCUGUCUUCACUAUACCAUAGAAUAGUGUAUUAUGGGUAAUUUGUUUUAAGAAGUAAAGGAAUAUGUAACUUUCUACAUAGCAAUUAGGCCGAAUUUUGGGGGGAAAACAUCCUGAACCAUAGUUGAAUUUGUGCCAACAUUUUUCAAUGCAUUUCUUUUAUUCGUUUUUGCCAAACGUGAUUUCAAUUGUUAAAAUCUAAGUAGGGGUUUACCUCGGUCUAUUUGAAGGAGUUUUGCCAGUUAACGAAUGCCAUUCAGUUAUGUUUUGAAGUGAAUGGAUCUUACUUUGUUAGCAAUCCAUUUCAUUAUUUUAGUCUGCUAGUUUUCAACUGGCAUGCAAGUCAUUUCAUUUCUGCACAUGGAUAUAAGUCUAGCAACAAACAAACAAAAAUAUCCUACAGGAGGCAGUAACCCAUACCAAUCCCCCCCCCCGUGGUACACUGUUGCCAUGGUAUCCCUCAUUGUUUCCAGUGAUCUGGUGUGCGUCCCAAAUGACACCCUAUUCCCUAUUUAGUGCACUACGGUUGACCACGGGCCCGUGGUCCAAAGUAGUGCACUACAUUGGAGUUAGGGGGUAGUUUGGGAUGCAAGUCCUGAUGUUGUACAGUAUUGGAAUGGGUCGAGUGCCAUGUUUCUCCUCACCGCAGUGCCUGACUUGAGUCCUGAGGACACACACGGAAACAGUACUGUAACCAAGGGCAAUAACUUUCAGGAGACUCAACCUGGGUCAGUGUUAGGGCAGUGUCCCCCCCCCCCCAUACCAUGUGACCUGAUCAGGAAAUACUCUGGCCCCAUUGUUAUUGGCUAUUACUAGGGCCUGUUGUAUUGAUUUCUUUUAGCGCGUUAUAAAAAAUAUAUUACAAAUUCAACAAUUUACAAAUACAUUUUCAAGAAAAACGGUCACAUUCCUCAGCAAGGUGGUCCCCAUUCAACAUGUUGAACUGCCGAGAGGCACCAGAACAUCCUGUUGUAGAGAACUCUGUAGGUUGUUCCAUACAUGGACAUCCUGUUGUAGAGAACUCUGUAGGUUGUUCCAUACAUGGACAUCCUGUUGUAGAGAACUCUGUAGGUUGUUCCAUACAUGGACAUCCUGUUGUAGAGAACUCUGUAGGUUGUUCCAUACAUGGGCAUCCUGUUGUAGAGAACUCUGUAGGUUGUUCCAUACAUGGGCAUCCUGUUGUAGAGAACUCUGUAGGUUGUUCCAUACAUGGGCAUCCUGUUGUAGAGAACUCUGUAGGUUGUUCCAUACAUGGACAUCCUGUUGUAGAGAACUCUGUAGGUUGUUCCAUACAUGGGCAUCCUGUUGUAGAGAACUCUGUAGGUUGUUCCAUACAUGGACAUCCUGUUGUAGAGAACUCUGUAGGUUGUUCCAUACAUGGGCAUCCUGUUGUAGAGAACUCUGUAGGUUGUUCCAUACAUGGACAUCCUGUUGUAGAGAACUCUGUAGGUUGUUCCAUACAUGGGCAUCCUGUUGUAGAGAACCCUGUAGGUUGUUCCAUACAUGGACAUCCUGUUGUAGAGAACUCUGUAGGUUGUUCCAUACAUGGACAUCCUGUUGUAGAGAACUCUGUAGGUUGUUCCAUACAUGGAAUGCAAAGAAAGUAAAAGCUGAUUGACUUGACUCUGUGAUCUGAUUAGGUUAGGAAAAACUUGUGUCUCUCCCCAUCUCAUUGUGUAGGAGUCUGAACAGUGAAAGCAGGUUCUGUUGUAAGACUCUGGGCACUGCUAAAGGACCGCAGGAUACCUCGGCAUGGUAAUAAUGCCUUAAAGCAAUUCUCCGUCAUGAAUCCCAAGGUAUCUAGUCUAGCUAUAACAUCAUAGACCAGGAAGAAACACAAUGUCCUGACCAAUGGGUAAAAGCAGCAGGUGGUCACGUGAUCACCUGCUGGGUGUCGACGAGCGGUGCGAUUCGUUCGAGAAAUGGAACAGAAAAUGAUGAUCUGUUCAGAAGCAAUAGGACGGUCACCCGCUGCUUUUAAUGGUUGGCACAGUGUGUUUAGACCUUAAGGUUUUCACUACUAGUGAUUUUGGUAGGCAGGCUACUGUUGGUAGCUCCUAUGGGGUCUUGGUGUACCAUAUUGUCAACCUGUGGUUGUUGACAUGGACAUUUUAAUAAUAAUGUUUGUGUAUUAUUGUUGAUGAUUGGGGUGUCAUGCUUUCAAGAUGUUACUUGUUUUUAUGCAUUGAAUGCCCUUUAGUGUAAUAGAAAGUGUUACUGGGUUUCACCUCUGACAAACUCUCUCUAUGUCUCUCUCUCUGUGUCUCUCUCUCUCUCUGUGUGUCUCUCUCUCUCUGUGUCUCUCUCUCUCUCUGUGUGUCUCUCUCUCUCUCUCUGUCUCUCUCUCUGUGUGUCUCUCUCUCUCUCACUGUGUCUGUCUGUCUCUCUCUCUCUCUCUCUCUCUCUCUCUCUCUGUGUCUUUCUGUGUCUCUCUCUCUGUGUCUCUGUGUCUCUCUCUGUGUGUCUCUCUCUCUCUGUCUCUCUCUCUCUCUGUGUCUCUGUGUCUCUCUCUCUCUGUGUCUCUCUCUCUGUGUCUCUCUCUCUGUGUCUCUCUCUCUGUCUCUCUCUCUCUCUCUGUGUCUCUCUCUCUCUCUGUGUCUCUCUCUCUCUCUCUGUGUCUCUCUCUCUCUCUGUGUCUCUCUGUGUCUCUCUGUCUCUUUCUCUCUGUGUCUCUCUCUGUGUCUCUCUGUCUCUUUCUCUCUGUGUCUCUGUCUCUCUGAAACUGUUGUUCAUAUCAUUGUGAUAUUUUUCUAGUUACCUUUGUCAGUAUUUGGUUUUGAAAAAGUUUCCCAUUUUACCCAGCUGGUGUUUUUAAUUUGUCUUCUCUCAGCACGGUAAUGUCCCCCCCUCUCUCUCUCUCUCUCUCUCUCUCUGUCUCUGUCUCUGUCUCUGUCUCUGUCUCUGUCUCUGUGUCUGUCUCUGUGUCUGUCUCUGUGUCUGUCUGUCUGUCUGUCUGUCUGUCUGUCUGUCUGUCUGUCUGUCUGUCUGUCUGUCUGUCUGUGUGAUGACUAACACCUCUAGCACACUUUGAGAAAACAGGUAUUGGUGACAAAUCUAUUGAAUUACGUUUUCAAUCAGAACUCUUUUACCUCACAUACAGUACCAGUCAAAAGUUUGGACACACCUACUCAUUCAAGGGUUUUUCUUUAUUUUUACUAUUUUCUACAUUGUAUAAUAAUAGUGACGACAUCAAAACUAUGAAAUAACAUAUAUGGAAUCAUGUAGCAACCAAAAAAGUGUUUAACAAAUCAAAAUAUAUUUUAUAUUUGACAUUCUUCAAAGUAGCUACCCUUUUGCCUUGAUGACAGCUUUGCACAUUCUUGGCAUUCUCUCAACCAGCUUUUCAUUCACUCAUCCCAAACCAUCUCAAUUGGGUUGAGGUUGGGUGAUUGUGGAGGCCAGGCCAUCUGAUACAGCACUCCAUCACGCUCCUUCCUGGUCAAGUGGGGUCAUUGUCCUGGAGAAAAACAAAUGAUUCCCUGCAGAAUUCUGUGGUAGCCAUGCUGGUGUGCCUUGAAUUCUAAAUGAAUCACUGACAGUGUCACCAGCAAAGCACCCCCACAGCAUCACACCUCCUCCUCCAUGCUUCACGGUGGGAACCACACAUGCGGAGAUCAUCCGUUCAACUUCUCUGCGUCUCACAAAAGACCACAGCAGUUGGAACCAAAAAUCUCACAUCCUUGGGCUGAAAUUUCUGAGGCUGGUAACUCUAAUGAACCUAUCCUCCGCAACAGAGGUAACUCUGCGUCUUCCUUUCCUGUGGCGGUCCUCAUAAGAGCCAGUUUCAUCAUAGUGCGACUGCACUUUAAGAAACUUUCAAGGUUUUUGAGAUUUUCCGGAUUGACUGACCUUCAUGUCUGAAAGUAAUGAUGGACUGUCGUUUCUCUGUGCUUAAUUGAGCUGUUCUUGCCAUAAUAUGGACUUUGGUGUUUUACCAAAUAGGGAUAUCUUCUGUAUACCACCCCUACCUUCUCACAACACAACUGUCUCAAAUGCAUUAAGAAGGAAAGAAAUUCCACAAAUGAACUUUUAACAAGGCACACCUGUUAAUUGAAAUGCAUUCCAGGUGACUACCUCAUGAAGCUGGUUGAGAGAAUGCCAAGAGUGUGCAAAGCUGUCAUUAAGGCAAAGGGUGGCUCCUUUGAAGAUUCUACAAUAUAAAAUAUAUUUUGAAUUGUCUUAAGUUUUUUGGUUACUAUAGGAUUCCAUAUGUGUUAUUUCAUAGUGUUGACGUCUUCACUAUUCUACAAUGUACAAAAUCGUUAAAAAAUAAGAAAAACCCUUGAAUGAGUAGUUGUCCAAACUUUUGACUGGUAGUGUACAUGAAGACCUAGGUGUAUGUAUGAUGUGUCAGACGCUGCGUUCAGUCACACACUGUCACACACCUCCUUGUUUAAAACAGUCUUCUAUCAGUCUCCGAUUUCAACUCACAGGGAAGACUAGUUGUGUUUCUUUGUCAGAUUUGUUUUGUUACUUUCUCCUCUAAUUAACUUUUGAGUGUCCAUGUUGUUUUCACCCUGUACUCCCCACACUAUCAACAUUUCUUUUGCCGUCUUUCAAUUGUAAUAAAAUGUUAAUUGCAACCCAUACCUUCAUACUGCAUAUUUAUUUCAUGCCAUACCAACCUAUACCGGCCCCUACCAACCCAUACCGGCCCCGACCAACCCAUACCUUCAUACUGCAUAUUUAUUUCAUGCCAUACCAACCUAUACCGGCCCCUACCAACCUAUACCGGCCCCGACCAACCCAUACCGGCCCAUACCAACCCAUACCUUCAUACUGCAUAUUUAUUUCAUGCCUUACCAACCCAUACCGGCCCCUAACAACCCAUACCGGCCCCUAACAACCCAUACCGGCCCCUACCAACCCAUACCGGCCCCGACCGGCCCCUACCAACCCAUACCGGCCCCCGACCGGCCCCUACCAACCCAUACCUUCAUACUGUAUAUUUAUUUCAUGCUUUACCAACCCAUACCGGCCCCUACCAACCCAUACCGGUCCCGACCAACCCAUACCGGCCCCGACCAACCCAUACCGGCCCCUACCAACCCAUACCGGCCCCUACCAACCCAUACCGGCCCCGACCAACCCAUACAGGCCCCUACCAACCCAUACCUUCAUACUGCAUAUUUAUUUCAUGCCAUACCAACCUAUACCGGCCCCUACCAACCCAUACCGGCCCCGACCGGCCCCGACCAACCCAUACCUUCAUACUGCAUAUUUAUUUCAUGCCAUACCAACCUAUACCGGCCCCUACCAACCCAUACCGGCCCCGACCCAACCCAUACCUUCAUACUGCAUAUUUAUUUCAUGCCUUACCAAACCAUACCGGCCCCGACCAACCCCGACCGGCCCCUACCAACCCAUACAGGCCCCUACCAACCCAUACCUUCAUACUGCAUAUUUAUUUCAUGCCUUACCAACCCAUACCGGCCCCGACCAACCCAUACCGGCCCCUACCAACCCAUACAGGCCCCUACCAACCCAUACCUUCAUACUGCAUAAUUAUUUCAUGCCUUACCAACCUAUACCGGCCCCUACCACCCCCUACCAGCCCCUACCAACCCAUACUGGCCCCUACCAACCCAUACCUUCAUACUGCAUAUUUAUUUCAUGCCUUACCAUCCCAUACCGGCCCCGACCAACCCCGACCAACCCAUACCGGUCCUGACCAACCCCUACCAACCCAUACCGGCCCCUACCAACCCAUACCGGCCCCCGACCAACCCAUACCGGCCCCCGACCAACCCAUACCGGCCCCCGACCAACCCAUACCGGCCCCCACCAACCCAUACCGGCCCCUACCAACCCAUACCGGCCCCGACCGGCCCCUACCGACCUCGACCGACCCCUACCGGCCCCUACCGACCCCUACCAACCCAUACCGGUCCCGACCAACCCAUACCGGCCCCGACCGACCCCUACCAACCCAUACCGGUCCCGACCGACCCAUACCGGUCCCGACCGACCCAUACCGGCACCGACCGACCCCUACCGACCCAUACCGGGCCCAUACCGGCCCCCUACCGACCCCGACCGACCCCUACCGGCCCCGACCGACCCAUACCGGCCACCUACCGACCCCCGACCGACCCCAUACCGGCCCCUACCAACCCAUACCGGCCCCGACCGACCCAUACCGGCCAACGACCGGCCCCCUACCGACCCCUGCCGGACCCUGCCAGCCCAUACCGACCCAUACCAACCUAUAUCUUCAGGCAUGACUUGUGAUAUUGAUUUGUCAGUUGUGAUUUAAUAUAUUGCUAAACAGUUUAAAGCUAAGGUAUGGCUAGACGAGACAUUGUUUGAUUAAAGCAAAAGGAUCGUCAGAGAAGACUGACCUGAAAGAGAGAUCUGGGCCUGUAUUUAGUGUCGAGUACUAGUGCUGAUCUAGGAUCAGGUCCCCAUUCUUGUUGAUUAUUGAUUUAAAAGGUUAAACUGAUCCUAGAUCAGCACUCCUCCUAUGAGACUGAAUACAGGCCCUGUUGUGACUCCAUCGGAGUCUCUCAAACCCCAGCAGGUUAGAGGGACAUUGCUGUACAGUGGUAUAUAUAUAUUUUUUACAGUAAUCAUGAUUUUGGAGCAUAUUUCCUUCCUUGUCACAAUAAAGCACUUUUUUAAAGAA
This is a messenger RNA of Salvelinus fontinalis (brook trout), 8936 nucleotides long. RefSeq names its product CTD small phosphatase-like protein. NCBI's taxonomy places the organism in Eukaryota, Metazoa, Chordata, Actinopteri, Salmoniformes, Salmonidae. Gene Ontology annotation, molecular function: RNA polymerase II CTD heptapeptide repeat phosphatase activity. The transcript is spliced from 8 exons. The record is from RefSeq and is a predicted model, not a curated record. Bases 669 to 1499 code for a protein of 276 amino acids.